AUGUCUCCCUGGCUCACCUGGCAGAGAGCAACCGUCCCCUUGGUACUGACCUGUCUCCUUAGGGACGCAGGGGUGGUUCAGGCGGCCGUGUGUUCUCGGUGGGACCAUUCAGUUGAGCUGGAUGACUACCAUCUCUUCCAGGAAGGAGACGUGUUGAUCGGGGGUCUCUUCCCCAUCCAUAACCUCCCUCCUGCUCCAGACCUAAGCUUCACGCGACCUCCUCAUCUGCAGUCCUGUCUCAAUUUCCAGGGGGCGAUGUUGAAGCAUGCGUAUGCCUUAGUGUUUGCCGUGGACGAGAUAAACCGUAACCCCUUCCUGUUACCUGGGGUGAGGCUGGGCUACCGUAUCCUGGACAGCUGUAGCCAGCAUCCCUGGAGCCUACGAGGGGCACUAACUCUGGUUUCAGGGGGGAAACUCAGCUCACGAAUAUCUGGCCACCCUGUUUCCGUGGUUAUUGGUGACUCGGCAUCCACUUCAACUAUAAUUCUGACCAAGACCCUGGGCCCGUUUGGUGAGCCUGUGAUCAGUUACCAGGCUAGCUGUGCAUGUCUAAGUGACAGAAGGGCGUUUCCUAACUUCUUCAGAACCAUUCCCAGUGAUGUGUACCAGGCCCGCACCAUGGCACGGCUCGCACAGCGUUUCGGAUGGACCUGGGUUGGAGCUAUCGUAGCCGAUAACGACUAUGGGCGCCAGGCUAUACAGGUGUUUGAGGAGGAGAUUCAAGGGACAGGGUUGUGCUUGGCAUUCUUUGAGACACUCAGUCGGGAGAACCUGGAGAUGGAUGUGAAGCAAGCAGUGGAUGUGGUCCAGGGCUCGACUGCCCGGGUGAUCCUGGUCUUUCUGUGGUACACCGACACUGAAGCGUUACUCAUGGAGCUGGUGAGGAGAAACGUGACUGACCGUCAGUUCCUGGCCAGUGAAGCUUGGAGCACCAGCGUGGACCUCCUACGAAACCCUGCCCUCUUUACUGUUGCUCUGGGCGUUUUGGGGGUGGCUAUCCGCAGUGCGCCCAUAAAUGGCUUUGAGGCCUACCUACGAAGUCUCCACCCUUCUCGUCGUCCCAGAGAUGCCCUGUUAAGGGAACUCUGGGAAACAGAGUUUGGCCUGGUUUCGUGCAAUGGGGCCGAAACUCUGGAGGUGGUGGAGAGCUCCUUCACAGACACCUCCCAGCUGAGAGUGACCUAUAAUGUGUACCUGGCUGUGUAUGCCGCAGCCCAUGCCCUCCACAGCCUCCUGUCUUGCCCCAACAAAGACAGCCGUCCAUGGGCCAAGAGCUCCACCUGCCCCCCUCCUAGUGACAUCCGCCCAAUGGAGCUGCUGCAGCACCUAAAACAGGUAAAUUUCACUACCAGACUGGGCAAGAUGUUCUACUUUACGGGUGCUGACAUCCCUGCUGUCUACGACCUUGUGAACUGGCAGGCUACGCCCCAGGGGUUUCUGAAACUGGUCACGAUUGGCCGAGUAGAGCCACCUAACCUAUUCAUUAACGAAUCUGGGAUCCAGUGGAAUACAGAAUUGAACACGGUGCCUGUGUCAGUGUGCAGUGAGAGUUGUCCUCCAGGGACCCGUGUGGCCAAUAGAAAAGGGGAGCCUGUCUGCUGCUUCGACUGCAUCCCCUGUGCUGAGGGGGAGUACAGUAACACCACAGGCUCUUUGCAUUGUGAACACUGUCCCCUGGAAUUCUGGUCUAACAACCAUCGGAACGCCUGUGUGCCCCUUCAGCCUGAGUUCCUUUCCUUUGCCGACACCAUGGUUGUCACCCUGACUGUUGUUGCUGUGUGUGGCGCCUUGGCAACAGCAGCUGUGUUUGUUCUCUUCGUGUACCACCGUCACACCCCUUUAGUGCGAGCCAACAACUCAGAGCUGAGCUUCUUGCUCCUUCUGUCACUCAAGCUCUGUUUCCUUUCCUCAUUGAUGUUCAUUGGGCGUCCCUCAGUGUGGGCAUGCCAAAUCCGCCAGGUGGCAUUUGGGGUCAUCUUUGUGCUUUGCCUGUCCUGUCUCCUGGUCAAGACCAUUGUGGUCCUGGCUGCAUUCCACUCAGCCAGGCCUGGUGCUGGGCAGCUAAUGAGGUUGUUUGGACCCAGUCAGCAGAGAGGGAGUGUCUUUUUAUUCACUAGUGUUCAAUUGAUUAUCUGCGUCGUGUGGCUGUCCACAAGCCCGCCCAUGCCUUACCAUGACCUUGGUGUGAAGGGGUCGAAGGUCGUCCUGGAGUGUGCGGUGGGAUCUGUGGCUGGCUUCUCUCUGGUCCUGGGCUACAUUGGCCUGCUGGCUUCCCUCUGUCUGCUAUUGGCCUUCCUGGCCAGGAAACUCCCAGACAACUUCAAUGAGGCCAAGCUCAUCACCUUCAGUAUGCUGAUAUUCUGUGCUGUGUGGGUGGCCUUUGUCCCCGCCUAUGUCAGCUCUCCUGGGAAGUAUGCGGAUGCUGUGGAGAUAUUUGCCAUCUUAGCUUCCAGCUUCGGCCUACUGCUCUGCAUCUUCAUACCAAAAUGCUUUAUCAUCCUGCUGAGGCCAGAGAGAAACACCAAGAAACACAUGAUGGCCAAAUAAAAUUAAGAACAAAAAAUAUGAUGGGCAAGUAAAAAGAACAAAGAAAAUGGGCAAAGAGAAAACCCCAAGAAACACAAGAUGGACAAAGAUAAUAUGCAUUGUGUUUUAAUCACACAAUUUAUGCACAUGUACUUUUACAUCUUAUGUAAAAACAGUACAAAUAAAUCUACCCACAAACACUGGCAGCUACACACUGUUCAGACAAUAAAAAAGCAAAUGGCCUCCAACAAGCAUGAUUUCCUCACACAGUUGUGUUUCUGUAUCAAAUCAGUGAACAAUGAGUCAGCAAUUAAAAUGUUGUCAUAUGAAUCACUACAUCCAGGCUCCUCUGUACAAUCAUCAAAAUCCAUUUCUCUCC
This is a messenger RNA of Esox lucius (northern pike), 2905 nucleotides long. Its product is annotated as extracellular calcium-sensing receptor-like. The transcript is spliced from 11 exons. The coding region runs from base 1 to 2547 and encodes 848 amino acids. Gene Ontology annotation, cellular component: membrane. The record is from RefSeq and is a predicted model, not a curated record. Gene Ontology annotation, biological process: G protein-coupled receptor signaling pathway. Gene Ontology annotation, molecular function: G protein-coupled receptor activity. Lineage: Eukaryota; Metazoa; Chordata; Actinopteri; Esociformes; Esocidae.